CUCAGAAUGAACUCAAGCCAUGCUCAGAUAGUGGAUGUCACUCCUCUUUGCUAUGAGUUUUUAAACGGGUCUUGUCUGAAGUUUGCCUACCCGCUGCUUUUGAGGGUGCCGCUUUACUUGUUCUUCACUUCAGUGGUGAUUUUGACAGUAUUUGGCAACCUUUUCGUCAUCUUGUCCAUCGUUCAUUUCAAACAGCUGCACAUGCCGACUAACUACCUCAUUCUGUCUCUAGCUGUGACUGACCUUCUGCUGGGCAGUUUCGUGAUGCCUCCCAGCAUGAUGCGCUCUGUGGAGACUUGCUGGUAUUUGGGGACUUUAUUCUGCAAAAUACACAGCAGUGUUGACGUCACAUUGUGCACCGCGUCCAUAUUAAAUUUGUGCUUCAUAUCUAUUGACAGAUACUAUGCUGUUUGUCAUCCUCUGCUGUAUCAGAGUAAAAUCACCCCCUUCGCCACCGCGGUCAUGAUUUCCGUCUGCUGGACCGUCUCGGCCGCAGUCGGCUUUGGAAUAAUAUUUCUUGAGCUCAACAUUCUGGGCAUUGAAGACUUUUAUUAUAAAAAUAUUGUCUGUGAAGGAGGUUGUGUGCUGUUCCAAAGCGCAGCCUCGAGCACCGCCUCCUCUUUGCUCUCCUUUUACUUGCCAGGCAUUGUGAUGCUCAGCAUAUACCUGAAAAUAUUCCGUGUUGCACGAAAGCAGGCGAAGUCCAUUCAGGGCACAAAAAGCAAAAGCGAUGCACAAUCCGUGUUGAGCAAAGAGGAGAGGAAGGCCACCAAAACACUGGCCGUGAUUAUGGGGGUCUUCCUGUCUCUCUGGACACCGUUUUUCAUCUGCAACGUCGUCGAUCCUUUCACCACUUACUCGAUUCCUCCGGUGUUGGUUGAUAUGCUCGUUUGGAUCGGAUACCUGAACUCAACCUGUAACCCUAUCGUGUACGCUUUCUUCUACAGGUGGUUCAGGAAGGCUCUCAGGAUGGUUGUGUCUGGUAAAAUAUUUCAGCCAGGUUCUUCAAGAACAAAUCUGUUUUCACACUGA
Pygocentrus nattereri (red-bellied piranha) is the source of this 1032-nucleotide messenger RNA. RefSeq names its product trace amine-associated receptor 1-like. NCBI's taxonomy places the organism in Eukaryota, Metazoa, Chordata, Actinopteri, Characiformes, Serrasalmidae. The record is from RefSeq and is a predicted model, not a curated record. Gene Ontology annotation, cellular component: membrane. The transcript has a single exon. Gene Ontology annotation, molecular function: trace-amine receptor activity. Gene Ontology annotation, biological process: adenylate cyclase-activating adrenergic receptor signaling pathway. Bases 7 to 1032 code for a protein of 341 amino acids.